Molecule: messenger RNA, 182 nt
Organism: Meloidogyne enterolobii
Lineage: Eukaryota; Metazoa; Nematoda; Chromadorea; Rhabditida; Meloidogynidae
Source: the annotation of a GenBank genome assembly
AUGCAGCUUCGACUAAAAAAUUAUCCAAUACUCGUUACAAAAACUUGUUUUGGGAUAGCAAAUAUUAUAUGUUGCAUUGUUUUUCUUCGGUUGCUUUCUCAACUUAGUGGGGAAGCUAUUAAAAAAUUGGUAGGGAAAUUGCGAUCCUUCCGAUAAUAACCUAAAUCUGUUUAUAGGACAAC